GUCCAGCAGUGGCGACCCACCGAGCUGGCCAGGCUUAUGGCGACGGCACCGGUCAUGCCUCGACCCGGCGGGACUCGAGCACAGCUACCGCCCUGCUACUACGAGGGAUAUCUCGAGAAACGGGGACCCAAGGAAAAGGUUUCACGGCGUCUGUGGACAUGCUUGUGUGGCAACACGUUAUAUUUCUUCAACAAUGCCAAGGACACACAUUAUGUGGAGAAGCUGGAUCUGAGUGGGUUUGUGUCUCUGAUUGAUGACUGCAGUCGAGACAGGAAUCUGGAGGCGGCCAGACUGAACCUGCGCAUGAAAGAUGGAGAGAUCAAACUCACAGCUCCCAACCUGGAGGCACGUGAGUUGUGGAAAGGAUUCCUCUAUUCUGUAGUAGAUUUGGCAGUGCCCACAACUCUGACCCUGCUACCAGGGCAGCUGCACAUGCUGAAGGAAGUGGUGGAGAAAGAGAGGCAGAGACGAAAACGCUCGCUCUCCAGAGCGCCCUCCUCUCCCCUCUCUCUGCCUCUAGUGGGGGAGAUCCCUGCGUGUUUCAGGCCCGUCUCUCGUACAGAAGCAGAAGUGCUGUUAGAGAGGCACCCGGACUGUGGGAACAUGCUGCUGAGGCCAGGCAGAGACGGGACGUCGCUUGCUGUCACCACACGCCAAGACCUCAAUGGCUCAGUCUUCAGACACUACCGGGUGACCCAGAAGCAGCAGGGCGGUUACAUCAUUGAUGUAGAAAACCCGAUACCAUGUCCAACCCUGCAUGAUGUCAUCAACGCUCUGGUAGAGAAGACAGCAGGAACUCUUCAGCCUUUUCUACUGGAGGAGCCUUACGAAGAAAAUAUCACGUAUAUUUCCUCUAAUGAUGAGAACGGAGAGCGAACUCUACACUGCGCACCUACAAGCACUUUCUCCAGAGGACCCGCACUGCCCCCAAAAGGGCCAGAGAGAUGGACACUGAGGUCACAGACUAAAUCUCCUAGCCCCUCCCACAGAUCAUUAAGUCCUCCGGGUUCCCCAUCCAGCCCAAUGAGACGUCUUGUGCUCUCUCCAUCGCCACUGACACAGACAGCUUUCACGGAAGAGCUCAAACAGAAGCUAGAGAAAAGGCGUACCAGUCAAGACUGACUUCUUCCUUCUCCUCAGCAAAUCAGCAGCCAGCUGUCUGAUUCUGCCAGUGCCUUGUGAUGAAGAGGUCAGACCGGUUGCCCAGAGACAGAGUCAUCGCUCUUCGGCAUUCUGCUCCAACCCCCUUGUGUUUGAAUCAAGCUUGUUCAUUGAAGUCGCAGCUAUGGAAGCAGAGUCUAAUUUCCACAGUGCAUCAUUACCAAGUUGAGGAUCGACUACGGGAACUUACUGUGGACCAAUUUGAGCCAAUAAUCGGUGCGUCUCCUUCACAAAGAUGCCUUUCUCCUCAGGUUUUUCACCUGACUGCUCACACCUCAGAGAGGCAGUCGAUCAACAUCUUCACCUGCCAAGACACAAGCACAUCAAACCAGCCUUACGCUGAGAGACUAUACUGAAUCAUUGCUGAUUACAAAGAAGCACUGACUGUACAGUAAUGUAUGUUCUGCUGUUCUGAUUUAACCGCUAUACGUGUUCAGUAGGCUUCCAUAGAGUUAGAAUGACGUCACUUCUGUGGUUCCAUGAGUGUCCUGAAGAUGUCAGCAUUUUACAGAAACUGUUAUGUUGGAUGCAUUCUGUAACCAGCAGGUAAAAGACCAAAAUCUGAAAUGUUAUGCUCAGAAUAGAACAAAACAGCAAUGAAGAGGAACUUCCAGACUGGGAAGUUGAUUAUGUUUCUGUAGAGAGUGAAGUGUCUUGUAUUUGUGCUCCAGGUUGACUAACUAAACUGUGGUUGUCAUUACUGGUUUGUCUAAUGAACGUGCAUGGUGCUACUGUUUGUAGAUAUUUGAAUUCAUGUGAGUAUCGAUGUUGAUUUUUUUGUUGUAUUUAUUGGAAUUAAAUGGAUCAUUUUUCACUAAGGCCAGCAGUCUUUUUCCACCAAAAAGCAACAGAGUUUGUCAGCUGUCAGUGCAGGAUACUCAAAUAUAAAAAUACUGGAGUGGAUCUAAAGGGUGAAGGGUAUGUCUUUAGUACAUUUAGUUAGGAAACAUAAUUUAUCAUGUUCCUGUACAGGCUUUUUAUUUUAUUUUUCUAGUUUGAAAUGCUACAUUAUGAAUAAGUACAAACAACCCUUUCCCCUGGCAAAGUGAAUGCAACAACUGGAAUUUUGGAGGUAAUUUUACAGGGUAAUAUAUAUAUAUAUAUUAUAUAUAUAUAUAUAUAUAUAUAAAUGUUAAUGUCAAUUACAAGUCUCAAGCCUCAAUGUUUUAUCUAGAAAGUCCAAAAAAUGUUGAUGUUAUAUUGCUCUGGCUUAGUGCUGACAAACUACUAGAAUUGCAUAAUGAUGCUACCAGAAAUGAUCGUUGUUCUAGAGGUGUUUUUCCUUGUAUUUGACUGAGUUGAGAUUUAUGGACCGAACAGAAGGCCUAGUCACGGCUUGCCACUGUUUAGAAGUAUCUCACCAAAAAUCAAAACAAAAUCAUGAAAAAGCAUCACUAUAAGGAAGACCAGAGAAUACAGCAAUGAUGUGAGGCAUAAGGUUGU
Molecule: messenger RNA, 2604 nt
Organism: Colossoma macropomum (tambaqui)
Lineage: Eukaryota; Metazoa; Chordata; Actinopteri; Characiformes; Serrasalmidae
Gene: stap2a
Product: signal transducing adaptor family member 2a
Exons: 11
Coding region: 37-1122 (361 amino acids)
Molecular function (GO): signaling adaptor activity
Source: RefSeq, a predicted model, not a curated record